Cucumis sativus (cucumber) is the source of this 2240-nucleotide messenger RNA. RefSeq names its product ruBisCO large subunit-binding protein subunit beta, chloroplastic. The record is from RefSeq and is a predicted model, not a curated record. Lineage: Eukaryota; Viridiplantae; Streptophyta; Magnoliopsida; Cucurbitales; Cucurbitaceae. Gene Ontology annotation, molecular function: ATP-dependent protein folding chaperone; ATP binding. Bases 16 to 1875 code for a protein of 619 amino acids. Gene Ontology annotation, cellular component: chloroplast stroma. The transcript has 14 exons. Gene Ontology annotation, biological process: protein refolding.
CUUGGCUAAUAGCUAAUGGCUACUCCCAUUCGCCGGCAUAUCUUCCUCUUAUCUUCAUCCUUCACUGCGAGUACCAGAACUAUGGCGUCUUCUCCCACUCCCAUUUCUCCACUAUCUUUUACCAAUCCAAUAUCAACAUCAAGAACGAAACCAAAAUCAUUACCAUUUCCAAACAAACCGCCGUCUUCAUUGCCUCCUGCGUUGAACUCCACCCCCAAACCUCCGCCCAAGGACCUUUACUUCAACCACGAUGGCUCUACUUUUAAAAAACUUCAGGUCGGAGUUAAUUUGGUAGCGGAGCUGGUGGGUAUUACCUUGGGACCGAAGGGGAGGAAUGUGGUGCUUCAGAAUAAAUAUGGACCGCCCAAGAUCGUCAACGAUGGUGAAACCGUCCUGAAAGAGAUUGAGCUGGAAGACCCUUUAGAGAACGUUGGGGUGAAAUUGGUGAGACAAGCUGGUGCUAAGACGAAUGACCUUGCUGGUGAUGGUUCCACUACAUCUGUCGUUCUUGCCCAAGGAUUGAUUGCUGAGGGUAUGAAGGUUAUUGCAUCUGGCAUGAAUCCUGUUCAAAUUGCACGUGGGAUUGAGAAGACUGCAAAAGCACUAGUUUCUGAGCUGAAAUUGAUGUCAAGAGAGGUUGAAGACCACGAGAUAGCACACGUGGCCGCAGUUAGCGCAGGGAAUGAUUAUGCUGUGGGAAGUUUGGUUUCAGAUGCCUUUCGUCAAGUUGGAUGGAAGGGAGUCGUCCAAAUUGAAAAAGGGAAGAGUGUGGAUAAUAGUUUACAAAUUGUUGAAGGGAUGCAAUUUGAUCGUGGAUAUUUAUCCCCAUACUUCGUGACUGAUAGAAGGAAGAUGGUAGUAGAAUUCCAUGAGUGCAAGUUACUGUUGGUCGACAAAAAAAUUUCAGAUCCAAAGGAGAUGUUUAAAAUAUUGGACAAUGCAGUGAAAGAGAAAUACCCAAUUGUGAUAUUGGCAGAGGGCAUUGAGCCGGAAGCUCUGGCUCCAGUAAUUAGGAAUAAACUUAGAGGUGUGCUGAAGGCAGCCGCUAUCAAGGCUCCUGCCUUUGGCGAGCGCAAGAGUCACUAUUUAGAUGACAUAGCCACUUUAACUGGAGCUACCGUGGUCAGAGAAGAUAAUGGAUUGACGUUAGAAAAGACAGGCAAGGAGGUAUUGGGCUCCGCUUGUAAGGUUGUUAUAUCAAAAGAUUCCACACUGAUAGUUACAGAUGGGAAUACUCGGGAAGCUGUUCAGAAAAGGGUCUUACAAAUUCAAAAGCUUAUGGAGAACACUGAGGAAAAAUUUCCGAAGAAGAUAUUGAAUGAGAGAAUUGCAAGAUUAUCUGGGCGAAUUGCAAUAAUUCAGGUAGGAGCACAAACUGAAGUUGAGUUGAAGGAUAGACAGUUAAGGAUCGAGGAUGCUUUGAAUGCAUCAAAGGCUGCUAUUGAAGAAGGUGUUGUUGUUGGUGGAGGUUGUUGUCUUUUAAGGCUGUCUACAAAGGUGGAUGCUAUAAAAAAUGUCCUGGAAAAUGACGAGCAGAUGGUUGGAGCCGAAAUUUUCAAAAGGGCUUUGAGUUAUCCUACAAAACUAAUAGCGAGAAAUGCCGGUGUCAAUGGAAGUGUUGUUAUAGAUAAGAUUCUAAGUAACAAUGAUCUGGAUUAUGGAUAUAAUGCCGCCACAGACCGUUACGAGGAUCUAAUGAAAGCUGGUAUCAUGGAUCCAUCAAAGGUUGUUAGAUGUUGCCUGGAGCAUGCAGCUUCUGUUUCCAAAACUUUCCUGACAUCCGAUGCUGUUGUAGUUGAUAUGAAGGAAUCACAGCUCAUCCCAAGAAGAACACCGAUGCCAAUCUCAGGAGGCGUCGGACAAUUGGGUCUCUAGCUGGACGGACAAGAUCAAAGUAUGUCGGAGUAUUCUCAAGCCGAAGGAAUUCUAGGGGAGUACUGUUUUUAGACAGCUGCCCGGUAUUUUAGUCACCAGACAAAUGGUUGCAGACUCUGGAGCCACCAUUAAAAGGGCAUGUAGCCCAAAUUGUAGCAAUAAACUUGCUGAUAGAAGACAAGUUGAGCAACAAAGUCAAAGACAAGGAGGGUGAUAAUUUAUAGAGAGAAUGCCCUCCCUCUCUUCAUAGACGAGCAUUUGAUUACAGUAGAACAUCCACAAGUCAAUAAAAAAUUUGUCCGACUAAUGUUGUAAUCUUACAUCCAGAAUGACGAAUCUAUCAAUUUUAAGUACUAAUUUAAUUC